UCAAUGAACGUUAUCAAGCAAUAAAAUCCAUCGAGAAUUCAGUGAAAUUGAUAGUGAAUUAAUUCCAAUAAAAAUAACCAAUAGUAUAUUAAUUAAUUGUGGAUCGAAAAGGACUAUAAAAUGUGGUUUUUCAAUAAAACAUGUACAAGCAAAACACGUCUUGAUGGUAAAACUGUUGUGAUAACCGGAGCGAGUAGUGGUAUCGGCAAAGAGACUGCUAGAGAUUUAUACGCGAGAGGUGCUAGAGUAAUUCUGGCUUGUAGAAAUAUGGAAAAGACAAAUAAAGCAGUUGAAGAUAUAAAAAGUAAUCCACCUUCAAGAUUCAACAAAAGUGAAUACAAAAAUAACGCUGGUGAGCUUGCGAUUUACUUUCUGGAUCUACGUAGCUUGAAAAGCGUGAGAGAUUGCGCUAAAAGUUUGUUGACAAACGAAGCAGCUAUUCACAUACUUAUAAAUAAUGCCGGUGUGGCUGCAUAUCCAAAUGAGAAAACGGAGGAUGGAAAUCAGACGACACUACAAGUCAACCACCUUGGUCAUUUUCUUUUGACACUUCUACUGUUGCCAAAAAUGCAGAAGUCUUCUCCCAAUUGCAGAAUAAUUAAUGUCUCAUCAAUUGUACAUAUUUUUGCUGAUAUAGACUUCGACAAUAUUAAUUUAGAGAGAUCUUAUGCACCAUUUAAAAGUUAUGCACAAACCAAAUUAGCGAACAUUCUAUUUACCAAGGAACUCGCUCGUCGAUUGAAAACAGCAAACAUUCAUGGAAUAAACGUGUAUUCUUUACAUCCUGGUAUUAUACCAACUGAGAUAUCACGGUAUGGCAAUAGUACAAUAUUUGCAGGUGCAACUUUUUGUUACACUUUAUUUGCGCAAUUGCUUUAUAAAAAUGCCAUGCAAGGAGCGCAAACAACAAUAUAUUGUUGCAUAGAUGAAGAGAUAGCCAAUGAGACUGGACUUUAUUACUCAAAUUGCGGUGUUACUACUCCAUAUCGAAAGGCAAAUGAACAUCAAUACCCCGAAAAAUUAUGGAAUGUAUCCUGUCGACUUUUACAUCUGGAACCCGAAGAAGAUUUUAUCACAUUUUUAGAAACUGUUUCACGUCAAAUGCCUUAAAAAAUGUCUUUAUUCGUGAACGAAUUUGGAAUAAAAUCUUUUUUAUUUUAAUUUUUAACAGAUUAAGAGCUAAUGUUUUUUCGGAUAAAUUGUAUGAUAAUUCACGUAAUGGAUAAAAGAAAGAUAGAAAGUACAAAAGAGAGAGAA
Molecule: messenger RNA, 1257 nt
Organism: Trachymyrmex cornetzi
Lineage: Eukaryota; Metazoa; Arthropoda; Insecta; Hymenoptera; Formicidae
Product: retinol dehydrogenase 12
Exons: 6
Coding region: 121-1110 (329 amino acids)
Source: RefSeq, a predicted model, not a curated record